Cololabis saira (Pacific saury) is the source of this 2237-nucleotide messenger RNA. RefSeq names its product transmembrane protein 255B. NCBI's taxonomy places the organism in Eukaryota, Metazoa, Chordata, Actinopteri, Beloniformes, Belonidae. The transcript is spliced from 9 exons. The record is from RefSeq and is a predicted model, not a curated record. The coding region runs from base 191 to 1252 and encodes 353 amino acids.
UUGAGCAUCCUCUCUCUUCAUCAUCAGGAACAUCUGUAGAUUGGAUAAGGCAAAACCGUUCCAUCACUCUGUGGAGGAUAAGUGGGCUAUUCUACAUCAACGGCAGAGCAAACUACUUCAAUAAAAACACUGCAAGAGCAUUCUGAUCUGUUUUCAUACUUCAGAUCUAAUUCCUCCUGACUGUAUCAACAUGCAGCAGCCUGAAACCCAGCAGACAACCCCGCAAACAUCAACAGAACUGCUGGACCCAGAAGUUCAGUACCAGCGGCGGGGGAAAACAGCUCUGUGGGUGACCAUUUCCCUGCUGGCUCUGGCUCUGGUGGUUCUGGCCGUGGGUCUGAUCUCAGCCACUCGUACAGACAAUGUACCUGUUUCUGGAUAUUACCCCGGCAUCACACUCAGUUUUGGAGCAUUUCUGGGUAUUGUUGGAAUUCACCUGGUGGAAAACCGCAGACCAAUGCUUGUGGCAGCAAUAAUCUUUAUCAGUAUUGGAGUAAUUGCAUCCUUCUUCUGCGCCAUUGUGGAUGGGAUUAUCGCCUCAGAGUUCAUUGACAUCAGGCCAUUGCAGGAGGACAUGUGUGACUUUUACACCAGUGGAUCUGGUUAUGCCUAUGACAGUUACUACACAGAGGUGACGUGUCGUUCAUUCAACAAAGCUUGUGAGCUGAAAGUGAGGAGCAACACCUGCUACUGCUGCUAUCUGUACAACUGUGAGAGCGGCGAUUACCACACACACUACUACGAGUUCACCGGGGUCAGCAGCUGCUGGGACGUCAUCCACCUGCACCGUCUGCUGUGGGCCUCAGUGGUGCUUAACGUGAUCGUUUUGUUCCUGGGCAUCAUCGCUGCCGCCAUCCUUGGAGCGUAUAAGGACAUGAAGCCCUCUCCUCAGAUCGCUCCCAGUCCAGCACCACCACCUCACAUCCUGUACAACCCAAACCAGCACAUGCUGUCCUACUCUGGCUUCUGUCCUCCAGGCCAGGCCCUGCCGGCCUACCCUAACUACCCCAUACCCAUGCAGCAUACCAGCAACUACCAGGCACCUGCAACUCCCCAGAUGCACCCUGAGGGAAACUCCACCUCCUGCAGCUCCGAGGAGAACCAGAACCAGCAGCCCUCCCAGGUCCCCAUGCAGCCACACCCUCAGGGAACCGCCCAGGACCCCGGAGGCUACAUGCUGACUCCCAACGCUCCUGCCCUCUACGGAUCCUCAUACAGCCCCUUUGAGAAACCUCCACCGUACGCCUGCUGAUUGCUCACAAAGGGGGCUUCGUAUAACGUCUUCACCUGGUUGGACUGAAUGUAGCACAAGACAUUUUGUAGGGAACUUCGUGAGGUGAGAGCUCACGCGAGCUUCACAGCUGCAGUUGGAUUUUGCAUUUGUUGAAGUGCAAAAGGGUUUUAACUGAACACAGAUUUCUAAUAAUAUAGUAUUAUUAUACAUAACUGUUUCCUGUGCGGUCUCUAGAAGGUAGCUUUUUUGUUAAUCCUAACGUUUGCCUUCAGAUACCGAAAUAUCCUACAUACAUAAAUGCAUCGUAGUGAAUUUGACUGCUCUGACUUUGACGGGAUCACAGUUCCUCCUGUGAGUUAUCUCACUGCAUCAUCCACUGUAGGGGAAUAUUAAAAGGGCUUUCUUGAAAGUUAAACUCGAGAGUAAAUGAUUGUUAUGACUCCGUUAUUUAUGUUUGUGUAAAUCAUUUAACAUGCACUUUACAGUCAAUGUACUUUAUGUAUAAUUCAUGAUGCUUGUUAGCUGCUGGGAUUCUGUAACUGCUGCUGUGUAAUCGUGUAUUCAACUGGCACCUACACACGUGAAGUAAGGGCUUUAUAAAAUAGACAGUGUGUAUGUAUAUAUACGUAUACAAAUUAUAUAUAUAUAUAUAUAUAUAUAUAUAUAUAUAUAAUAUAUAUAUAAGCAUCACAUUUAGAAUAUGUUUUCCAUUUUGAAAAUACACCCAUUUGCUUGUUACAGUAUGUGAGCGUUAGAUUAGUGGGCUGAAACAUUAUGUGUGAACAAACUGUCUGAAACAUGAGUGAUGUCACUUUCAUCCAAUAAAACUUUAUUAAUCCCUGAAGGGAAAUUAUAUCAUGUAUUAUAUUUAAUAUUAAUCUCUCGUGUAAUCAAAUAAAUUAAUUUCCCUUUAGAAAAAAAGAAAGUAAUAAAAAAAAAAUACAAAAAUACAUUCAUGAAUUGUGUAACUUUUUAAACAGGAAAAAAAAACAAAUUUAAUUGA